AUGUCUUCCUCAUCCAGCUCACGAUCUCUAUCAUCACCAUGGCCCGAAGACGCUCCCAGCCGUGGCGACACCGCCAGCAGCGUAUCCGAUAUCUCCACCAGCACAUCAGACAAACGACCACCUUCUCCUCGCAAGCGACCAGCCACCUCAUGCUCGGGUAUAAGCAAGCCCUUCCGAUCGCCCCUCAAGCGACAGCACACCCAAAGCAGCAUGUCUUCGAACGCCCCCUCCUCAUCAUCGACGCAGCACUCACCUGAGCGCUCGGAGGUCGACCCCACCUCUACCUCAUCCACGACCAUUCGAAAGCAGCGUCAAGCACUCGAAGCGAGACUCCUUCUCCUUCAGCAGGCUAACAAGUGUCUUCGAGAGAACGCGCUGACCACUCUACCGCAGGACAUAGCGCGAUGGCGGGAAGCAGGCCAGCUUGCCGCUCAGGAUCUGUGGAAGAUGACGGGUGCCGAUGGUGGAGAUUGGUCCGGUUUGAGCGGGAGAUCGCGGGGUGACUACGGUCUUGAAUCGCCUUCCUCGUCUUUGCAGAAACGAAAGGCAGGUUCGUGUAGUCCACCGUUGCUCGCGCGCAGAUCGCGCAACAUCUCGCCGGGCGCUGAGGAGGAGGCUGCAGCACUGCGCUCGAUCGAAGACCUGCAACGCGAGGCAAAGGGAGAAGACAGCCAGGGUGGACUUUCGGAGACGUCGCUGCCAGAGGUGUCCGAGCUGCUGCGUCGAUCGCAGUCGGUCGUUGGAUCAGCCUCCACGCCGAGACAGCGGGAGAGUGCGUUGGGGACCCAGGAGGCAUCGUCGACGGCUGGCGAAAGGGGGAUGGAGCGCAAGUGGAACAUCGGGAGCAUGCUCGAUAUGCUCGGCGCGGACAAGUCGAUGCUCGACUGGGAUGGUGAGGAGGAAGACUUUCGCGAUGCAUCAACCAUCUAA
This is a messenger RNA of Kalmanozyma brasiliensis GHG001, 930 nucleotides long. RefSeq lists its product as uncharacterized. The record is from RefSeq and is a predicted model, not a curated record. The transcript has a single exon. Bases 1 to 930 code for a protein of 309 amino acids. NCBI's taxonomy places the organism in Eukaryota, Fungi, Basidiomycota, Ustilaginomycetes, Ustilaginales.